Molecule: messenger RNA, 835 nt
Organism: Pseudophryne corroboree (corroboree frog)
Lineage: Eukaryota; Metazoa; Chordata; Amphibia; Anura; Myobatrachidae
Product: serine/arginine repetitive matrix protein 1-like
Exons: 3
Coding region: 62-835 (257 amino acids)
Source: RefSeq, a predicted model, not a curated record
CGGAGGUGGCCCGGCUCUCAAUCUGAAGUGGCUACCCUGGGAGGACGUUAUUAGAAGGCGCAUGAACCCUGCCAUGGUCGAAGGAGUUCGCGGAGGUGUGGACUCCAGCCGUCCUGCUGGCUUUCCCGAGGAGGAAGAACCGCCCAGAAGACGGAGGAAGGCGGGAGACCAGCCGUCCAAAAGGAGGUCUGAUGACAGACCUGCCCAGAGGACAUCACCUGCGCACAGGACAUCGCCAGCGCACGGACCGUCACCUGUGCAGCAGGCAUCGGCAGCAGCGCGCGGACCAUCAACUGCGCCGCAAGCAUCGCGAGCACACAGAUCGUCACCUGUGCGCCACAGUUCGUCAUCGCGCAGUUGGUCACCUGUGCACCAGACGACGUCAGCGCACAGACUAUCACCUGUGCGCCAGACACCGUCGGCGACCACACCACAAGAUGGGCGCCAAACUACAGCUCCUGCGCGCAGGCCAUCACCAGAUCGUCUUCUCUCCAGGAGCUCUGGGACUGUGACUGAAGAGCCUCAAGACACAACCCUUGUGGACCCAUCACCCGAUCUGUUUGAGUCUACAGGGUUAACUGACGAAACUUUUCUUGGGUUUGAGGACAGCCGUGCAGAUGUAUCCAGCCAGACCCUUGAAAAGUCUUCCGAAACGAGGACAAGUGGAGCUCCUGGAGCAGCGGCAUCACAGGAUGGAGAAGUGGUGCCACGAACCAGCAGCGGACUAGCUUCGGGGAUUGGUUCGUACUUCAGGCUGGAUCUCCUACAGGAGUCGUCAGAGGAUGACGAGGUGGAAGUGCAGGAGGCUCCAGUUACUACAUCCCUGCGUGAGUAA